This is a messenger RNA of Penicillium paradoxum, 1701 nucleotides long. Its product is annotated as putative MFS transporter. The coding region runs from base 1 to 1701 and encodes 566 amino acids. Gene Ontology annotation, molecular function: solute:proton symporter activity; dethiobiotin transmembrane transporter activity; biotin transmembrane transporter activity. Gene Ontology annotation, biological process: biotin import across plasma membrane. The transcript is spliced from 3 exons. Lineage: Eukaryota; Fungi; Ascomycota; Eurotiomycetes; Eurotiales; Aspergillaceae. The record is from RefSeq and is a predicted model, not a curated record. Gene Ontology annotation, cellular component: membrane.
AUGUCAACCGAACAUCAACAUGCCACCGUCAGUGGUGACAAACAACCUACUGCUCAGGAUAUCUCCGAGCAGCCAGAGUCACCACCAAGCCAGACCUCAGACGACAUGGAGUCCGAGGACCACAGCAUAGCCAACAUCGAGCGAAUCUACAGGUCGGCUCAAUUCACAUCCCCCAAACCAGGCCAUACAAAAUCUAAUCCCAAACACAGAAAACUGGACCGCCGGAUCAUCUCCGCAUUCUGGAUCCUCUACUUCCUCUGUUCAGCCAUCCGGUCCAACGUAGGCCUGGCACAAACAAUGAACACAGACUCCGGCCACGACCUCGCCAGCGUCCUAAACCUAACCCGCCACGAGAUCUCAACCGGUCUAGCCCUGUUCUACGUCUGCUACGUGAUCUUCGAUCUCCCCUCAAACCUGAUAAUGACCCGCCUCAGUCCCCACGUCUGGAUGAGCCGGAUCGUAAUCAGCGUAGGCGUAAUCGGAAGCUGUCUCGCCGCAAUGAAAGCAGCCUGGAGUUUCUACCUCCUCCGCCUCCUCCUCGGUAUCGUCACCGCAGGCAUGUGGCCCGGCAUGACAUACUACCUAACCCUCUUCUACCCGCCCUCCCGCAUCGGCAAACGCAUAGGCCAGUACUUCACAGCCUCGCAAGUCUCCGCCGCGGUAGUCGGCCUCGUCUCAGCCGGGUUCCAGAAAAUGGACGGCGCCCGGGGCCUCGUCGGCUUCCAGUGGAUGUUCCUCGUCUACGGCGUCAUCACCGUCGCCCUGGGCUUCGCCCUGCUCUGGUGGCUCCCGGACCGGCCAACCGCACCGGGCGAGACCCCGCCCCAGCGAAGCCGGCUGAUGCGCUGGGUGCCGGCCACGAAGCCGGCGCUGCAGGGCAGCGAUGCGAUAGUGCACUACCACGAUAUGAAGCGCGUGUAUCACUCCUCUGCGUGGACGAUGCGGGAUCUGCUCUAUGUGCUUAUCGACUGGCGACUGUAUCCGCUGCUGAUUAUGUACUUUGGCGUUGUGGGCGUUGGGAUUGGAGUGCAGCUGUAUGCGAAUUUGAUUAUCAAGGCCAUUGACCCGACGCUGAGUGAUGUGGAAUUGAGUCUGUUGACGGCGCCGAUUUGGAUUAUGGAUCUCAUCGCCAUUCUUCUGGUGACACCUUUCUCAGACCGCUUCCAUCGCCACCGCGCAAUCUUCUUCUCUGUCCCUGUUCUCCUGCAGAUCCUCGGCCUGCUACUCACCAGCUACGCGGGUUCCGACGCAAACCCCUGGCCGCGGUACGGCGGUCUCCUGAUCGUCGGAUUCGGACUCGGCCCAACCGUGCCAAUCACGAUGACCUGGACGACGGAGGUUUUCCAACCGCGCCACGGCGAGGUCGGCGUUGCCGCUGCGUCGGCAGUUGUCUCCGGGCUGGGCAAUCUGGGCAGUAUCCUGACGACGUAUGCGCUGUAUUCCGGGUGGCAGAGCGACUACGAGGCUCCUGGCCGGCAGAAGUAUCGUAAGAGUAACCUCGUGAUGAUUGGGAUUCUGGCGGGGAGUAUUCUCUUUGCGGCGGUGAUGGAGAUUAUGUUGCGGCUUGUGGAUGGGCGGUAUCGGGAUGGGGAGGGGGCGGUUGAUGGUGCUGGGAGACGGGAGGUGCGGCAGCGUGGAUUGGAUGGGUUGGGGGGUGGUGUUAGGCGGUGGUUGGAGAGAGGGAAGAGGAUUGUGCGGUAG